Fraxinus pennsylvanica is the source of this 1293-nucleotide messenger RNA. The record is from the annotation of a GenBank genome assembly. NCBI's taxonomy places the organism in Eukaryota, Viridiplantae, Streptophyta, Magnoliopsida, Lamiales, Oleaceae.
AUGGGAAUCCUGUCAAAAUUGAGGGACAUGGUCAAAUCGCAACCAAUCUUGGUUAUAUUUUUAGUUGAGAUUGCCCAAGCACUUACUUCCCGUGAUUACUUUUCAUCAACACAAACUUCACAUUCUGACCACUCACCUCGUGACCUCGAUUUAUCCAUCAUCGUCGGAAGUCUGUGUUUAAUUUUGAGGAAAUGGCGGCAAAGAAGAGCAAUCAGAGCCGCCGUACCAACAAUCAACUACUUGAUUGGUUAUGGCGCUAAAGUCAUCCUCUCUUCUCACCUUGGACGUCCAAAAGGUGUCACACCAAAAUACAGUUUGAAGCCUCUCGUGCCUAGACUCUCUGAAUUGCUUGGAGUUGAGGUCAAGAUGGCAAAUGACUGUAUUGGCGAAGAAGUAGAGAAGUUGGUGGCUGAAAUCCCAGAAGGCGGUGUUCUGCUUCUGGAGAAUGUUAGGUUCUACAAAGAAGAAGAGAAGAAUGAUCCUGAGUUUGCAAAGAAGCUCGCAUCCUUCGCAGACCUGUAUGUUAAUGAUGCAUUUGGAACUGCACAUAGGGCUCAUGCUUCCACUGAGGGAGUGGCCAAGUAUUUGAAACCUUCUGUUGCUGGAUUCCUUAUGCAGAAGGAGCUUGACUACUUAGUUGGAGCUGUGGCAAAUCCAAAGAAGCCGUUUGCUGCAAUUGUUGGUGGAUCAAAGGUAUCCUCUAAAAUAGGCGUGAUUGAGUCAUUGUUAGAGAAGGUUGACAUCCUCAUUCUCGGUGGAGGAAUGAUCUUUACUUUCUAUAAAGCCCAAGGGCAUGCCGUGGGAUCUUCACUUGUGGAGGAGGACAAGCUUAGUCUUGCUAGAUCACUCAUGGAGAAGGCCAAGGCUAAGGGGGUGUCUCUCUUGCUACCUUCUGACAUUGUUGUUGCUGACAAAUUUGCCGCUGAUGCAAACAGCAAGGUUGUUCCAGCAUCUGGAAUUCCUGAUGGCUGGAUGGGAUUAGAUAUUGGACCUGAAACUAUCAAGUCGUUUGGGGAAGCUCUAGAUACUACUAAAACAGUCAUCUGGAAUGGACCCAUGGGUGUUUUUGAAUUUGAGAAGUUUGCCACAGGAACGGAGGCUAUAGCUAAGAAAUUGGCAGAGCUCAGUGGAAAGGGAGCGACAACAAUCAUCGGAGGCGGUGACUCUGUCGCGGCUGUUGAAAAGGUUGGGCUGGCCGACAAGAUGAGCCAUAUCUCGACUGGAGGUGGUGCCAGCUUGGAGCUUCUUGAGGGGAAACCCUUACCUGGUGUUCUUGCCCUCAAUGAUGCUUAA